CUUCACCAGAACGUUUGCCCUGAGCUCUGUGCUGCCAAUGAUGCGGCCAGCACUGGCCAUGGCUUCACUGGCAGUGGGCGCAAGCGCGAGCAUUGGCUCCCAGGCAGUGGGCCUCCCACGAGGUCUGCAAGAGGGGCCGCCCAACCUCAUGGACCCGCAACUCCUCCAGGACUCAUGCAGCAGGCUGGCAAACUUCACGAGCUCGGCAUCCCCAAUCUUGGCCUAUGGAAAAACGGUGCAGGGCUGGCUCAACGAGCCGAGCUGCCAAAUCUUCGUGGCCUCUGCAGCCCUGAUUGCAGGGCUCUGCCUGACCUGGGACGGGCCACAGCUGUGGAAAGCUUUGUUCACGCUGGCUCUGGCUUGUGCGGCCGCCUUUGCCGCACGCUUCGAGGCAGAAGCGUGGCAUCUGCAGAUCUUCUCCAUUUUCACAGUGAUGUGCCAGGCUGCCGUGAUCGUAGGCACGGCCGUGUAUUGGGGCUUUGAAGGGAGCCAAGUUCUGCUGGGCUCGUGUUGUGGCUUCGCGGGUGCCUAUGGCAUGGGCGCAUGGGUCCGUUCCUUAGAUGCGACAGCGCCCGGGCUUGCCAUGUUCUGGUACAUUUGCGGAUCCGUGCUGGGGAUCCAGAUCUUCACUGCUUGGAGACGUGGGAUGCUGGCCUGCCUGGCCCCCGUCUUGGGUGGCUUGCUCGUCUCUUCAGCAGUGGGAACCCUGAUCUCCCGAGCGGGGCUACGAACGCCAUUUCUGCCGAAGGAUACUGAGUCGUGGCUCACUGCCACGGAGGCCUUGCUGGGCUUGGACGGGACCUCUUCCUUAGCGUUGUUCGGGCUUCCAGUCUUUGUGGCUGCCACGGUCAACGGCUUUGACGAUGCGCGAAGGCCGCGGUGGAAUUGGUGAUGCCAGCCUGUUGGGCGUUUGGAGGGUGGAUAGGCAGGUUUGUCAUCCUGUACCGCGACAUACAUAUGUAUAUAGUACUGUAUAUAUAUAUAUAUACACAGUAAGACAUAUAUAAAGUUCUCUGGCCCCUGGGCCCCUUCCUUGCAACAUUUUCUUCUAUUUGAUGGAGUGGUGGAAGAAGUUUGUUGGAGAGCCCUUGGAUAGUGAGCCGCAACCUUCGAUGUUCACAAUCCCAGCUCUACUGGGUUCUUAUGUCGUAUUGUAGGUCUAACCUACAGCAUCUACAGAUGUCCGAGUGGGCCCUAACAAAAAAUACCCGUACCAGCACCUCCAAGAGGCCUCGUGUAGAGUCGCGAAGAGGUCUUUGUUCAUGACCUGUUGGAGAUGAACAUGCAGCCAAAGGGCCGCCAUGGCGCAGGUAGGUCAGUGCCAUCUGGCUAAAGCAGGUGUCGACGACUGGGGAGUUGAUUUGUUUUGACCUGCUACACCAGAACCAGUGAGCCCUCGAAAGCAGUUGAUAGCAGAAAACGGAAGAGGUCACCUAUGAGGCCUUUGGAUCAUAUUUCUAUUGGAUCCACCAAGUUAGUUGGCGGCAGGUUUUGAGGUGAAUGGAAUGCAAGGGAGGCACCAUUGCACCAUGAUUCACUAUGAGUAUGACCUUUCGACCGGAUUCGAUUCGGUGUUUGGUCCGUGAAUGAUGACCCUUGCCAGGCUUGUCUCGUUAUUUGGUACCUUUUGCAGCCUUCUGGCAGUUUGUGACUUCCUUGCAGUAGGUUCAGAGUAGAUUAGAUGCCACAAUCAAGACACGCUUCCAAUGAGCACACUAGCAAGAUGACUGCCAGUUAAAAUCCUUCUGGACGCUUGCCUUUAUUCUUUUUCUCUAUAUUCUAAAUUUGCAAAAGGGCUUUGUUUGGCACUGUCUCGGCGUGAAACUAUGAGGCCAUUGGCCGUGGCCGGUGCCUGAGAGUCGAGCGGUGACAAGAAACAAUUGUUUUUCCCCAGAUAGCGAAGCUAUGGGGUUCUUACUUCAAAUAACAAUGAGUUGCCCGCGCUUUCGAGACAGGUUGCUGGUGCUGGGUGCCGGUGCUGGUGCUGGUGCUGUGAGCUGGCUGUGCACGUGGUGAGGACAGGUUGCUGGUGCCGGUGCUGGUGCUGGGUGCCGGGUGGUGCUGGUGCUGGUGCUGGUGCUGUGAGCUGGCUGUGCACGCGGUGGAGACAGGUUGCUGGUGCCAAUGCUGGUGCUGGGUGCCGGUGCUGGUGCUGGUGCCGGUGCUGGUGGUGU
Molecule: messenger RNA, 2174 nt
Organism: Durusdinium trenchii
Lineage: Eukaryota; Dinophyceae; Suessiales; Symbiodiniaceae
Source: the annotation of a GenBank genome assembly